GUUGGUUCAGUUGAGCUGACGAUGGUGAAUGUUCAUCUGUGUAGCGCAGCAUCAGUGGGAGAGGUCUUCAGUCCAGAUGAAGCCAGAUGUCAGCGACUUCCCUCCAGCAUCCUGGAAACACUUAAAGGUGAGAAGGAGCUGGUGUUACUGGGAGACUUCGGUUGCUCUCCUCAAAGCCCUGAGCUGGACGUUCUGAGGAAGGAGAAGCUCUGUGCCUUAGUUCCGUCGAGCCAGUUCACCAACAUCAGCACCCGCACCCCACAGGGAACACAGUGCCUGGAUAACAUCUGGCUCAGCCGCUCCCUCAAGAGGAUCUACUCAGGUCACUGCCUGGUGGUGCGGGAGGGCCUGACUAAUCCCUGGAUUCCAGACAACUGGUCCUGGGGGGGUGUGGUGUCGGACCACUGCCCRGUGGUGGCAGAGUUUUACAUCCAGCCGUCCUGUAAAGAGCUGAGCAGAGUGGCAGCUGUGGACAGAGGAGAGGUUCAGCCCAAACAUGAGCGAUGACAGCAGGACCAGUCAUUCCCACAGACCAUGUCUGGACCCACCUGAACCCAGACCAGCCUCACCCUGGACCUAUCAGACCCCAGACCUUUGUGAUCCUGGAUCUUCCUCAGUCUCAGUUUGCUGUGGAGCAGAAAAUGAUAAGCCAUAAAACGUGUGGGUGUACACAGGAAUUAAAAAUGUGCCAAACAUUUUAAACGUGGAAUUAAAUAAAGAGAGAGAUUAAUAAA
This is a messenger RNA of Austrofundulus limnaeus, 734 nucleotides long. RefSeq names its product endonuclease/exonuclease/phosphatase family domain-containing protein 1. Gene Ontology annotation, cellular component: plasma membrane. NCBI's taxonomy places the organism in Eukaryota, Metazoa, Chordata, Actinopteri, Cyprinodontiformes, Rivulidae. The record is from RefSeq and is a predicted model, not a curated record.